Messenger RNA from Eutrema salsugineum, 3237 nucleotides. RefSeq lists its product as uncharacterized. Gene Ontology annotation, molecular function: DNA helicase activity. The transcript has 8 exons. NCBI's taxonomy places the organism in Eukaryota, Viridiplantae, Streptophyta, Magnoliopsida, Brassicales, Brassicaceae. Gene Ontology annotation, biological process: telomere maintenance; DNA repair. Bases 1 to 3237 code for a protein of 1078 amino acids. The record is from RefSeq and is a predicted model, not a curated record.
AUGGAUAAUGAUGAAGACUCUAUGUCGGAAAGUGAGGAUAUGGAAAAAUCGAGGCCUGGUAAUAAAAAGAAAGGAAGACCCAAAAAACGUGCUAAAAUCUCUGAUUUUUGUGAUGAGGAUGCAACAGAGACCGUUGUUACUAGAACAGAUUUAUUGGAAUCAGUAGAUGCACGUGAUAUCAUCAUCGAGUGUAAAAAGACUGGGAAUCUCAAAAGGAUCAGUGAACUACAUCCUGCGUAUCUGCCUUUGCAAUAUCCAUUAUUGUUUCCCUAUGGUGAGGACGGGUUCAGACUUGGUAUCGAUAUUGGUUUUGUAGAUACCCAAGGGAGGAAAAGGUUGCAUAUUACUAUGAGAGAGUUUUUUGCUUACCGCAUACAAGAGAGGGUUGGUGAGUCACCAAUCAUCCCUUUAUCUGGAAGAUUGUUCCAGCAGUUUUUAGUGGAUGCGUACACGAUGAUUGAGACUAAUAGACUACGUUUCAUAUCAAUGAAUCAGUCUAAACUUCGUUGCGAAAAUUAUGACAAAAUAAAGAAAACUGUUGAUGAAGGUGACACUGAUCUUUCUGACAAGGGUAAACGUAUUAUUAUACCUUCUUCUUAUACUGGUGGUACAAGGCACCUAAAAAGACAUAACUUGAAGCAAGAGGAUAGACCAGAUAUAUGUACGCGAGUGUUCAAGAUGAAACUAGAUGAUCUCAUGCACAGGCUCACCAAAGAAAAUGUGUUAGGUGUCGUAAAAGCCGCGAUCUACACGAUUGAGUUUCAAAAACGGGGGCUACCUCAUGCACACAUCGUUCUUUUUUUAGAAGCUGGUCACAAGCUACCAACUGGUGAUGACAUUGAUAAGAUAAUAUGUGCUGAGAUUUCUGACAAGGAUAUUGAUCCAGCGCUGUAUGAGAUAGUAGGAGAUGUCAUGAUGCAUGGACCAUGUGGUGCUUUGAAUAAGGAUAGUGUUUGCAUGGCUGAAGGAAAAUGUACAAAGUAUUUUCCAAAACCUUACAGUCUGAUCACUAAAAUAGAUGAUGUUGGAUAUCCUAUAUACAGGCGACGUAAUGACAAGAAAGUUAUCGUUAAAAAGGGUAUUGAAUGUGAUAAUGGAUUUGUGGUUCCUUAUAAUAGGAGUCUCACACUGCUUUAUAGGACUCACAUCAACGUCGAAUGGUGUGUACAGUCUCGAUCAGUAAAGUAUCUAUUCAAAUAUAUUCAUAAAGGUGCUGACUACAUUCGUGCAACUGUCAAGAAUGAUGAUAAAGAAAAUGAGAUUAAGAAACACUUCAAUUGUAGGUAUGUAGCACCUUCGGAGUCUACGUGGAGAAUUUUCGGUAAUCAUACUCACCAUCGCACGGUUUCUGUAAUUAAACUACCCUUUCAUUUACCGAAUCAGCAAAUGGUCAUAUACAACGAGGAUGAUCCAGGUGACGAGGUUAUUAAUUGUGUCUCAGUUGGUACGUCAAAAUUCAUUGCUUGGAUGGAGUGCAACGAUAUGUAUGAAUUGGCGAGGACGUUAACUUAUGCGCAAUUUCCUACGAGAUUUGUGUGGAAUAACACUAAGAAAAUAUGGACGCCACGAUCAAGGAGAGUUGCUCUUGGUAGAAUCACGUACGUACCCAUUGGCGCAGCUGUUAGUCUAUCUCAGGAGCAAGUUAAAGACUUUACUCUGGUCGAAAUAGAACUUCUUUUACGUGUAAGUGGGAGAUCCUUAAAAGAAUUCACACCUAUGCCGUUUCCUGAAGAUAUUACUCUGGAGUCACGUGAUAAUCCUCUUAUUCGGGAUGAGAGGAAUUACAAUCGUGAAACUCUUAGACUAAGAAACGAGCAGAUUUUAGCCACUGUAACCAGUGAACAGAGAAGUGUUUAUGAUGAGAUACUAGAAGCAGUUAAUAAGAACAGAGGAGGUGAUGUUGUUCUCAAGGUUGCAUCGAGCGGGAUUGCUGCGUUGUUAUUAGAAGGAGGCCGAACUGCGCAUUCAAGAUUUGCAAUCCCUAUUGUGGUUAAUAAGUUUACCUUAUGUUCAAUCAAGAAGGAGUCGAAUCUUGCCGACUUGAUAGGGGUUGCUAAACUCAUUAUAUGGGACGAGGCGUUGAUGAUGAGUAAAGACUGUUUCGAGACUCUAGAUAGAACGAUGCGUGAUAUAUUAGAAGUUGAUAAGCCCUUUGGUGAUAAAGUCAUUGUUUUAGGAGGGGAUUUUAGGCAAAUAUUGCCAGUGAUUCCAAAUGCCGGGAAGACAAAGAUACUUAUGGCCACUUUGAAUUCGUCACCUCUGUGGUACAAAUGUAGAGUUUUGAGACUUACACAGAACAUGCGACUUAUAGCUGGAGAUAAUAGUCAUGCUAUGCUUGAACGAGCUGCCUUUACAAAGUGGAUCUUAGACAUUGGUGAUGGUACGAUAAAUGACGAUGGUAGUGGUGAAGCCGUGAUUGAUAUUCCUGAUGAUCUGUUGAUUAAAGACUGUAAAGAUCCUAUAAAAACGAUCGUCAAAGAAAUAUAUGGGAGUUCGUUUUCGAAAGAGACUGAUCCUAAAUUUUUCCAAGACAGUGCCAUACUGAGUCCAAGAAACAAUGAUGUAGAUACGAUAAAUGAUUAUAUGCUUUCAAAGUUAUUGGGUGUUGAAAGGACCUAUCUUAGCUGUGAUAGCAUUGAUACGACUGAAGAAGUUGUUAAUUACAAUGAUGCAUCUGAAGUACCCUUAGAGAGUGUAGCCAGUAAGAAUAAAGGUGAUUCCAACAAUAUGAUUUAUACCGAGGAGUUUUUAAAUAGUAUCAAGAUGUCUGGUUUCCCUAAUCAUGUCCUGAAGUUGAGAGAGGGUACUCCUGUAAUGCUUCUAAGAAAUAUCGACCCUAAGAAUGAGUUGUGUAAUGGCACAAGACUCAUCAUUAUUAAGAUGGCUAAUUAUGUUCUCCAGGCUCAGAUAAUAACAGGUAGCAAGAUUGGUGAAAAGGUACUGAUUCCUAUGAUAUUCCUCUCUCCUUCGGAGAUGAAACUUCCUUUCAGGAUGAGACGCAAGCAGUUUCCUAUCACAUUAGCUUUUGCAAUGACUAUAAACAAAAGCCAAGGACAGACACUCGAAAAGGUUGGUUUGUAUCUUCCAAGACCGGUUUUUACUCAUGGACAACUCUAUGUCGCUGUAUCGAGGGUUACAUCAAGAGAAGGUUUGAAGAUAUUGAUCACCGAUAAAGACAACAAACCACAAAACAAAACAUUGAAUGUCGUCUACAAGGAGGUUUUUGACAAGAUAUGA